AACGCUGUCGAGAUCCUCCGAGCCCCGCGCCCAGGCCAGGCCGAGCGGAGCCGAGCACCGCCGAGCUCAACCCCAUCGACUUUUCCAGCCUCGGCUGGGCGCUGUCCACCACUUGCAACGCCUGAAACCUCACCCCAGCUUAGGAGGCUUCUACCGGACUCCCAGCCUGCCACAGCAGAUUACAGACUUGUUAAGUUUUGAAACCUGCCCCUAAGGAGAAAGAGGUGGCGCGGUUUGAAUUUCCCGACACGCGAGGGCUCCAGGCAGAUGCAACAUGCACCUUGUUGCAAAGAGCAAUUCCCCAGGCCCCGCCUCCCCAUCCAUUUGGUCUGCACAAGCCCCAGAGAAACCAAACCCCAGGCCAAAUUACUGGUGGCUCAGAAGGGUGAGGCUAGCCGAAGGGGCCUGUGAGAAGAAAGCCCCCGGGAGCUCUCGAACGCAAAUAAGAACAUGCCAAGCAGAUGGGAGAAACUGUCUCCUAGUCGCUGCUCUCUACCAUCAUGGCGCCGCCUGGAACUCGCUUGUCAUGCCUGUUACACAUGCAAGAUUUUUUUUUUCUUCUUGGUUUUGAAACCGCAAGUGCGAUUUGUCUCCCACCCACCUUCCCUCGAAAGGGGUUUUUAUUUUCCAUUGUUUUCCUACGGGAUGCAAUUACUUCGGCUAUUCUGUCAAGUUGAAAAAUAAUCAUUUUUGUUUACUGCACAGCAACCUCUAAUUAGGAGCUGUGUGUGCACGAAGGUGUCACAGCAAAGCGACAUGGAACCCUCGCUAAACGGUCCUAACGAACUCCUCCGUCCCGAACUGACAGGCCAACGGAAACAGGGCCAGGAGGCCCGGAAGGCACGCACCCGUUCCCUGCCGGCCACCCCUCCCCAGGCAAAGCUGCCUGGAGGCUCACUGGGACCGUGGAGUGGAUGGGGCAAGAAGCAAGCCAGAGAGGAGGAAGGAUGGGCGAGGCUCCUUAUUGGGGAAAUGUGGAAAGGAAGGAAUAUCCCAUUUUGUUUUAAUUUUCAACCAUCACUCAAAUCCACCUCCAGUUAAUUAGGAGGGGAAACUGAUAUCUAAGGCAGAAAGGGGGCGGUGGCAAGUAGGGCCUGAAAUCCGCAUUGAAGGUAGAAUACAGGGAACUUGGCCUAAGCAGAGUGUAAAUGUAACGAUAAAGGCUACCCAGUGACAGGAACCUGCGGGUAUCAGAAGACCAAAGGCUGGCAGGGCCAGAGAGGAGGGGCUGGAGGGCAGAUGAGACUUGCUUUCAUUCAGCCCCACAGCCAGUCUCCCCCUUCCACUUCUGCCUUCCAUAAGGCUGUGUCUGUCACAUCCGCUUGGAAACCCACCCUUUCUCCCUAGUGCACGCCCCCUCCCCUAACCCUUGCUCGCUUUUGGGCGGGGGGGGGUGCGGGGGGGAGAGGGUCUAAGCCACAGCCACCAGGAAUUCAGCACCAAACUCCUGAACAGCAAACACUUGAUCCUCCACCCCAAUCUGAUAGGGCUUGGUCCCCUCCAUGUUUUAGUCAAGUUCAAAAUCACUGCCUCAAGAGAAGCAGGGGGGAGUGGGAUUCGAGGGGUGGGGUGGAGGAGGAAGAGGAGGAGGAGGAGGGGAAAAGAAUGAGGCAGAGAUAGAAAUGGAGGCAGCGAAACACGAAAUACUCCAAGAGCGAGAGUUAUGAUCCUAAGCACGCCAAUAGUGUGAUGUUCUGAUCAAUAUGGCGGACACUGUCAUUCAUACAACUAGAGGAGCUCCCCUUCCCUCCCCCAAAACACCGACCCCAGGAGUUGGGGUGAGGGAACCCAGAACCAACGUAGGGAGUGGGGGAGGGGAGGCAAAACCGGGUCUCUUCUGUGUGUGCACGAAUUAAAAACCAGGCCUGGAGAGCAAUAUGGGUGAGCAAGAUAAAAAACAAGAUAUAAAAUUAUUCUUAAUAAAAGUACAAAUCCCAGUGCCAUAGGGACUUACUUCAUCUGCUUCACAAUGGUGCUUUUUCCUGAUUCUCCAGCCCCUGUUGGGACACAGAGGGGGGGAACUGAUCCAAAACAGAGAUCUCAGGUGCCCAAUAGUCUAUAGACAUUCCUUCCUCCACGAGUUGCUGGGGACAGUUGCAUAGAUCUACUGUGAACCAAAUUCAGGACAAAAUUUCACUGUUAAUGAAGUUCUGCCAUUUGUACAAGACUGCAUUUGAUGGACCGAAGUGCCAACCUGAGAUCAGGAUUACAGAGAUCCGGAGUACAGAGAGCAGGAAUACUGAGAUCCCUACUACGGAGAUCCAGAAUACGGAGAUGCCGAGUACAGAGAGCAGGAGGACGGAGAUCCAGAAUACAGAGUGCAGGAGGAUCGAGAUCCAGAAUACAGAGUGCAGGAGGAUCAAGAUCCACAAUACAGAGAGCAGGAAGACGAAGAUCUAGACUACAGAGUGCAGGAGGAUCGAGAUCCAGAAUACAGAGAGCAGGAGGACAGAGAUCCAGAAUACAGAGUGCAGGAGGAUCGAGAUCCAGAAUACAGAGUGCAGGAGGAUCAAGAUCCACAAUACAGAGAGCAGAAGAACAGAGAUCCAGAAUACAGAGUGCAGGAGAAUCGAGAUCCAGAAUACAGAGUUCAGAAGAACAGAGAUCCAGAAUACAGACUGUAGGAGGAUCGAGAUCCAGAAUACAGAGUUCAGAAGAACAGAGAUCCAGAAUACAGAGUGCAAGAGAACAGAGAUCCAGAAUACAGAAUGCAGGAGAACAGAGAUCCAGAAUACAGAGUGCAGGAGAACAGAGAUCCAGAAUACAGAGAAUGGGAACACCAAGAUCCAGAGUGAGGAGAGCAGGAGUACAGAGAACCAGAGUACAGAGAUCUGGAGUAGGGAGAUCUAGACUACAGAGAGCAGGAGUGCCGAGAUCCAGAAUACAGAGAACGGGAGCACUGAGUUCCAGAGUACAGAGAUCAGGAGUACUGAGAUCCGGAAUACCGAGAAUGAGAGUCCUGAGAGUAGGAGUAUCGGGACUGGGAGUCCUGAGAGCAGAUCUACAGGGAGUCGGAGUACAGAGAGCAGGAGCACAGAGAGCAGGAGCACCGAGACACAGGAUACAGAGAGCAGGAGCACCGAGACACAGACAAUGGAGAACAGGAGUACGGAGAUGGGGAGUACGGAGAUCGAGAGUAUGAAAAUCCUGAGUACAGACACUAGGAGUACAGAGUUCAGGCGUACAAAGGGCAGGAUUAUUGAGAUCCAGUGUAUGAGAGAUUGGGAGUACAGAGAUUGGGAGUCCAUGCUGUUCAACUUCAUUCUCAAUGAGUCUGAAUAAAUAAUAAAUGAAGGUCAUUUUCAAAGCAAGGGGCAUAGAACAAAGACAGGACUAACAGUCUUUAUUCAGCUAACACCCGGAGAUUUAAUUCACAGCACAGGCUUCAAUUUCUACAACUAAACUGGGUUUUAGGUACGUUCUAUUUUUCAUCCCUGUGUUUCUAAAUCCGAGUGGAACAGACAGAGAAACGGCAGAGAAUCAAAGAGGGUGUAUAGCGGGGAGAGGCACAGUGAGUGACUUGGAGGACAAAGCAUGAGUGUUCCAAAUCUGUUACCUAGGCACUGGGUACUUCUGUCCCACUGUCAAACGGUGGCUUUUCCUUUCUUCUUCCAUUUAAAUCAAGUCUGACUCCUUUAUACAUGGAUAGCGUUUGCUUUAGAAAUAAAAUGUGUUGAUGAGCCGAACAGGCUAAUAUUAUGAGAAAAU
Messenger RNA from Mastomys coucha (southern multimammate mouse), 3708 nucleotides. RefSeq lists its product as uncharacterized. The record is from RefSeq and is a predicted model, not a curated record. The transcript has 3 exons. The coding region runs from base 2177 to 3142 and encodes 321 amino acids. Lineage: Eukaryota; Metazoa; Chordata; Mammalia; Rodentia; Muridae.